ACCAAGGAGCCCUCCACGUGCACAAUAAUUCCACCCUCAUUACUUCCCCAUCGCCAUGGCUGAAUCUCAUACUCUCAGCUGAGAAACAAGGAAUUUUUCUCUGUCCCAUACGCACCGAGCGGACGGAAUGGCGGCGUUCGUCAAACUCGAGGAUUCCCCAAUGUUCUUGAAACAGAUAUUUUCUCUAGAAAAAACAACUGAUGAGUUGGAAGAUCGAUGCAAAAGACUACACAAUGGAUGUAAAAUGUUUAUGGCAACUCUCGGAGAAGCUUGUAAUGGAGACAUUUCUUUUGCAGAUUCUUUAGAAGGAUUUGGUGGUGGGCAGGAUGAUCCUGUUAGUGUGUCCAUUGGAGGUCCAGUUAUAUCCAAGUUUAUUACUGCGUUUCGUGAACUUGCUACCUACAAAGAACAACUGCGUUCCCAGGUAGAACAUGUACUAACCGAUCGUUUGAUGCACUUCUUGAAUGAGGAUUUACAAGGUGCAAGGGACUCUCGCCAACGCUUUGAUAAAGCUAUGCAUGUGUACGAUCAGGCUCGGGAGAAGUUUGUGUCAUUGAAAAAGAGCACACGAGGAGACAUUGUUGCAGGCUUGGAAGAGGACCUCGUUAAUUCGAAGUCAGAAUUUGAGAAAAGCCGCUUUAAUCUAGUGAAUGCACUUAUGAACGUUGAAGCAAAGAAGAAGUAUGAGUUCUUAGAAUCUAUAAGUUCACUGAUGGAUGCCCAUUUGAGAUAUUUUAAGCUCGGCUAUGACUUAUUGGGCCAGUUGGAACCAUUCAUUCAUCAGGUUCUUACAUAUGCUCAGCAAUCUAAAGAACUGGCCAACAUCGAACAAGAUAAACUUGCAAAAAGGAUUCAGGAGUUCAGGACGCAGGCACAGCUGGACAAUUUAGAAGCUUCCAAUAGUAUAGAUCCUUCUGUGGUUUCUGAUGGCAUUCAUGGUAGUGGUAUUAGCUCCUACAGAAAUGUUGAAGCAGCUCCCAAAUCCAUAGACAAUGCGAAGGUUAAAACAACAAAACAAGGAUAUCUCUUGAAACGCUCUUCAGGUUCGAGGGGAGAUUGGAAAAGGAGGUUUUUUGUACUUGACAGUCAGGGUGCUCUAUAUUACUAUAGGAACAAGGGAAGCAAAUAUGUGGGCCCUCAAUCUCAUAGUUUCAAUCGUCCAGAUGAACACAACAACAGUAUGUUUGGUAGAUUCCGUGCAAGGCACAAUAGGACAUCAUCACUCAAUGAAGAAAUUUUGCGUUGUUGUAAUGUUAAUCUGCACACAUCUACGAUAAAGAUGGAUGCAGAGGAUUCGGAUCUACGACUUUGCUUCAGAAUAAUUUCUCCGUCCAAGACUUACACCUUGCAGGCUGAAAAUGAGGCAGAUAGGUUGGACUGGGUCAAUAAAAUCACAGGAGCUAUUGCAUCCCUUUUCAAUUCUUUUUUUCUCCAACAGCCACUCUUGGAAGCAAAACAUCCUGAGAGUGAUAAAAACAAUUUCGAUAAUUCUAACAUUCAGACACUACACCAAGAAAGAUUAGAAGAUGGCAGCCAAGUAGAUUCUGUUUCUAAGAUACUAAGAGAAAUUCCUGGAAAUGAUCUUUGUGCUGAGUGUGGCACACCAGAACCCGAAUGGGCUUCUUUAAACCUUGGCGUUUUAUUGUGCAUAGAAUGCUCUGGUGUGCACCGUAAUCUUGGUGUCCAUAUUUCAAAGGUGAGAUCAAUAACAUUAGAUGUCAAAGUAUGGGAGCCUUCGAUACUGAACUUGUUUAGGAACUUGGGAAAUUCUUAUUGUAACUCUAUUUGGGAGGAAUUGCUUCUUGCAGAUAAUGGAAGCGAUAGUACUCAACAUACUGUGGCCAAAUCAAUUCCAAAACCAAGUCCCAGGGAUGCCAUACAGCUUAAGGAGAGAUACAUACAGGCUAAGUAUGUCGAGAAACUUCUUGUGGUCAAGGAUGGUGAAGCAUCUGGCAUGACAAAAAGCAUAUGGGAAGCUGUCAAAACAAAUGACUUGCAAAAAGCAUAUCACCUCAUUGCAGCUUCGACUGUAUCAAUUGUCAACACAACUUUUCAUCAUGUGGUCGGAGUAAGUUCAAGCCCGGAUUUGGACGAGGACUCGGAAAAAAGUCGGGAAUCGGAUAAUGCAUCAUCGUGUGGGAGAGAUUCGGAUUCUAAAGAGUCAAUGAACAGCCUUCGUGGUUGUUCACUAUUGCAUCUCGCUUGUCAAAAUGGGAAUCAAGUGAUGGUUGAAUUGUUAUUGCAAUUUGGUGCGGAUAUAAAUGUACGUGACUCUCAUGGAAGGACGCCUUUGCAUCAAUGCAUCUCCCAGAAAAACAACACGUUAGCUAAGUUGCUACUUAGAAGAGGUGCACGGCCAUCCAUCAAAGAUGGUGGAGGAUUAAGUGCUUUAGAAAGAGCAAUGGAAAUGGGAGCAAUUACAGAUGAGGAGCUAUUUCUUUUGCUUACAGGAUCUGAAUAAGGCCAUAUUAUACAAACUUUUUUAUUUAUCUUUUUUGUUGACCAUUGUUUAUUGUUGUGUAAUUUACUAUAUUUCUUUUUUUGUUAAUCAAAUCCGAAGGAAAAGAAAAGAACCUUUUAAUUAUUAUUGGUGUUUUCAUCUGCCAUAACUUCUGCCAUCUCUUCAUUGUUGAUGAUCAUAAGAAUAAUUUGUUGAUUUGCAAUGUCAAAUCGUUGCCCGUUGCCUUA
Molecule: messenger RNA, 2688 nt
Organism: Momordica charantia (bitter melon)
Lineage: Eukaryota; Viridiplantae; Streptophyta; Magnoliopsida; Cucurbitales; Cucurbitaceae
Product: ADP-ribosylation factor GTPase-activating protein AGD2
Cellular component (GO): cytoplasm
Molecular function (GO): protein binding; GTPase activator activity
Source: RefSeq, a predicted model, not a curated record